This is a messenger RNA of Helianthus annuus (common sunflower), 569 nucleotides long. RefSeq names its product 40S ribosomal protein S27-2. Gene Ontology annotation, biological process: ribosomal small subunit assembly; translation. Gene Ontology annotation, molecular function: structural constituent of ribosome; RNA binding. Gene Ontology annotation, cellular component: ribosome; cytosolic small ribosomal subunit. The record is from RefSeq and is a predicted model, not a curated record. Lineage: Eukaryota; Viridiplantae; Streptophyta; Magnoliopsida; Asterales; Asteraceae. The transcript is spliced from 4 exons. The coding region runs from base 93 to 353 and encodes 86 amino acids.
CAACCAAACACCUAAUUUACACACUCCUCCUCUUGAAUCUGCUUUUCUAGUUAGGGUUUUCUUGAGGCGGCUGCAAAUAUCUCAAAAACAAGAUGGUUCUACCGAAUGAUGUUGAUCUGUUGAAUCCACCAGCUGAAUUGGAAAAGAGGAAGCAUAAGCUCAAGCGUCUCGUGCAGUCUCCUAAUUCCUUCUUCAUGGAUGUCAAGUGCCAAGGCUGUUUCAAUAUAACCACUGUCUUCAGCCAUUCUCAGACUGUGGUGGUGUGUGGAAACUGCCAGACGGUGCUAUGUCAGCCUACCGGUGGCAAGGCUAGACUCACCGAAGGGUGCUCUUUCAGGAGGAAGGGUGACUGAUGAAGAUGGCGGUGUUGCCGUUUUACCCUUUUUCGAGUUGAGACGGGGGCUAUUGCUUGCAAACAAGGGUAAUGUUUUUGAUGUGUUUUUGUUUACUUCGUUUCUUUUAAUCGAUAUGCAGCCUUUUUAGCGUUUUUGGAAACUCUUAUUCUAUGUAAUGCUGCUGGAAAUUCUGGAUUUUUGUUAAAUUUAUAUCAAUGUUCCCAUCUUGUUUGA